This is a messenger RNA of Trypanosoma brucei brucei TREU927, 1443 nucleotides long. Its product is annotated as expression site-associated gene (ESAG) protein, putative. The transcript has a single exon. Lineage: Eukaryota; Euglenozoa; Kinetoplastea; Trypanosomatida; Trypanosomatidae. Gene Ontology annotation, molecular function: lipid binding. The record is from RefSeq and is a predicted model, not a curated record. Bases 1 to 1443 code for a protein of 480 amino acids.
AUGUCAUCAGUAUCGAGCGUACCUGUUUUGGUGCUGUUCAAUUCCGUUCUAACACUUCUGUGUUGUAUCAUCAGCUCUGGGCAACGGUCAAGAAGUCCCUUUACGAGACCGGCACUCAAACCAGGGGGCGUUAAGGUUGCCAUUCAAGAAGCGGCCGUUACGCCAGCAUUACCCACACUUGUGGAAGAGUCGGAAAAGGUUAUGGAGAAUCUCACCAUUCCCGAGCAAAAGGUUAAUGGUCUAAGUCUAGGGGAGGCUCAUAUUCGGGACGUGACGGUUGGGAGCGCGACAGUUAAAUUCGAGGAACCAAAUAAAAUGAUUUUGAAGUUUUGGAACGUAAGCGCUACUGUGCCUUUUACGCGUUUUUCAUACCACUCUUUUUGGUGUCAUGUAUAUCCUUGCAGUGGGACGACACAAAUGGAAAUACGCAACGCAAGUAUGACACUGUUGCUCGAAGUGUCUGCUGCAAGCGGCGGACCACUAAACGUAGGUGUGGUUAGUGUGGUAACUGACAUCGGGGACCCAACGAUAACUCUCAUCGGUGAAGGGAAAUCAAAGGUGCCCAAGUGGCUUGGUGGUAGUGUCAAGGAUCUAUUUAAGAAGGAUAUUCUAGGCAAACUCGAGCAGCAAAUAAUUACUGCAGUGAACCCCAUUUUGACCAACAAAACGAGGGAAAUAUCCCAUAUGUUCCCAAUUGUCUUCAUAGGUAAUCCGAAAAUCAAAAAUGGACAAAUGAGACUCGCAUUGGCCGUUCUUCCAGGCACCACAAAACAAUCAACGCUGACGAGAAAGCUUUUUACUCCGCCCCAGCCAUUUCCAAACUGGCCUGUUGCUGUUGUUUCCUCGUAUACGGCUUUGAAUAAUGUAUUCCGCUUGCUGAUUAAAAAGGGCCACUCGAGGAUCCGCGUGCCCUUUCCACUGAAAUAUGUUCUCUCCAGCGAGGCCGCGCAUCAUCAGUUGGACAGUCUUUGCUCUGGAUGUGCCUCUGAGGCCUCACUUGAACUAAAAACAGCCCCGUGGUUGAAAUACCUGAAUAAGAAACUGUUUACAGUUAACUUUCGGGGCGUUGACGUUGCCGUGGGUCUGUUGCCAAGGGGUGGUGACCCCAUUCCCUUGUUUAGUAUGUUAAUGAACGUGUCCGUCCGGGCGGCGCAUAUCGCUGUCGUCGACAGCAUCGCCCAUGCGAAGUUGGAUUCCAUUGAUGCUACGGUGAGCGUCACAUCCUCACGUAUCGAUGGCCUGGACUCAAGUACAAUGAACACAAAAAUUCGUGAUUUGAUCAACGGGAUGGUGUUGCCGCUGCUCAACUUCAAGAAGGAUGGCUUUCCCGUUCCCUUCGACUUGUCUGGGAUCCACCUGAAUAUUACAGGUGAAGGCGGUAAAGCGGGAGUUGACCCGGCACGCGCUUUUAGAUCGCUCAGCACAUUCCUUCACCUCCGAUGA